AUGUACUCCUUCGAGGAGCCGUGGAACUCCACCGAGCUGGUUGGGAUCAACGGAUCCGAAGCAAACUUCUCUCAGGGAAAACAUUCAUACGGUGCAGAGGAGGAAGGAAAUGAGCAUCCUUUCCUCACCGACGCCUGGCUGGUUCCUCUGUUCUUCUCCCUCAUCAUGCUGGUCGGACUGGUGGGAAACUCUCUGGUCAUUUAUGUCAUUUCCAAACACAGACAGAUGCGGACGGCCACCAACUUCUACAUAGCAAACCUGGCUGCCACUGACAUCAUUUUUCUGGUGUGCUGCGUCCCCUUCACCGCCACACUCUAUCCCCUCCCUGGAUGGAUCUUUGGCAACUUCAUGUGCAAAUUUGUUGCCUUUCUGCAGCAGGUGACAGUGCAAGCCACGUGCAUCACCCUGACUGCCAUGAGUGGGGACCGCUGUUACGUCACCGUCUACCCACUCAAAUCUCUCCGCCACCGCACCCCAAAAGUAGCCAUGAUUGUCAGCGUUUGCAUUUGGAUUGGUUCCUUCAUACUGUCCACCCCAAUUUUAAUGUACCAGCGUAUAGAGGAAGGCUACUGGUAUGGGCCGAGACAGUACUGCAUGGAGAGGUUUCCCUCGAAAACACACGAGAGAGCGUUCAUCCUCUACCAGUUUAUUGCUGCCUACCUGCUGCCUGUGCUCACCAUCUCUUUCUGCUACUCUCUGAUGGUGAAAAGAGUCGGCCAGCCCACAGUAGAGCCCGUCGACAACAACUAUCAGGUCAAUCUUCUGUCUGAGAGAACAAUCAGUAUCAGGAGCAAAGUCUCCAAGAUGGUCGUCGUUAUCGUUCUCCUGUUUGCCAUCUGCUGGGGUCCAAUCCAGAUCUUUGUCCUGUUCCAAUCUUUCCAUCCAAACUACCAACCGAACUAUGCAACGUACAAGAUCAAGACGUGGGCCAACUGCAUGUCGUACGCCAACUCAUCGGUCAACCCCAUCGUUUAUGGCUUCAUGGGAGCCAGUUUUCAGAAGUCCUUCAAGAAAACGUUCCCGUUCCUGUUUAAGCACAAGGUCAGAGAUAGCAGCAUGGCCUCCAGGACUGCCAAUGCUGAGAUCAAGUUUGUUGCUGCAGAGGAGGGCAACAAUAACAGCACAAACUGA
This is a messenger RNA of Nematolebias whitei (Rio pearlfish), 1131 nucleotides long. It is a transcript of the gene kiss1ra, whose product is annotated as KISS1 receptor a. The record is from RefSeq and is a predicted model, not a curated record. Bases 1 to 1131 code for a protein of 376 amino acids. Gene Ontology annotation, cellular component: membrane. Gene Ontology annotation, molecular function: G protein-coupled peptide receptor activity. Gene Ontology annotation, biological process: neuropeptide signaling pathway. The transcript has 5 exons. NCBI's taxonomy places the organism in Eukaryota, Metazoa, Chordata, Actinopteri, Cyprinodontiformes, Rivulidae.